AUGGCUUAUGGUGCUAUUGGUUGUCUUGAGCUGACAAUUGGCCGCCUUUUAAAUUCUUCACAUAUUUCGAUUGUUCAAAAUUCAUCCCCACAAAUCAUCAAACUUCUGUACGAUGAGAUUAUUUCCUUAAAAGAAGCUCUGGCAGAAGUCAAUGAAAAGAGGAGCACCAUUAACAUUAAGAUGGUGAAAACUUUGGAGGCGGAAAUUGUAGAUGCAGUAUACAAAUUCGAAGAUGUAAUCGACCCUCAUCUCUUAAAUCAGUUCCAUUCACUACAAUCUGACGAAGAGACCGAUCAUCCUCCAUUAAUGGUGUUUUCAGUAGAUGUGCAGGAAAUAAAGCAAGAUGUCGAUUCCUUUAUCGAAACGAUGAACAAGAUGAAGAGGGCCUACAUUCAUGAGUUACACAAUCCCUCACCUGAAGAAGAACAAGAUGAUGAUGAGUUUGUGCCGUCAAGAACUUAUUUUUAUGGAAAUAAUGAGUCUAACAUGGUUGGAUUAUCUGAUCUUUUUAUGAAAAUAAAAAAUCGGCUUUAUUCGUCACAAUCUGAAAGGUUGAUCGUCUCGCUCGAUGGAAUGGCGGGCAUUGGUAAGACUACUCUUGCCAAGAAACUCUUUCGAGAUCCAUUCAUUGUGAGUCGUUAUAGCAGGCUCGUGUUCGUGACCAUAGGCCCUAAAUAUCGACUAGCGGAUAUCUUGGUGGAGGUUCUAACACAAGUGAAUCCCGACAUUGAUGAAAUAAUGCUUAUGAAAGGAGAAAAAGUAUUAGCUGGACUGAAAAGGAUGGUUCACAAAAGUUUAAAGUAUUUGAGUCACUUGAUCGUGUUGGAUGAUGUGUGGGAAAAGGAGAUAUGUUAUGAACUCAUGAAGGUAUUUCCGGACGACAAAAAUGGAAGUCGGGUAUUACUGACAACUAGGCUAAAUGAAGUAGCUGAAUGCGCCCACCCUUUGAGUACUUACAGAGUACCCUUCCUAGAUAAGAAAGAAAGUUGGGAACUUCUUCGUCACAAGGUGUUUGAUGCAAUGCCUUGCCCUCAUGAACUCGAGAAACCCGGAAAGAAGAUUGCAGAGAACUGUGAAGGUCUUCCACUUACAAUAGUUACGGUUGCCAACAUCCUUUCCAAAGCUGACAAGACGCUAGCGUUCUGGAACACAGUAGCUGACGAGAAACAAAAUUGGGUUUACAGGGAUGCGUACGAUCAAAUGUCAAAGGUACUAUAUCCAAGCUACGACUACUUAGAUCAACAUUUAAAAGCAUGCUUUCUCUACUUAGGAGCUUUCGCACAAAAUAAUUGGGUAUAUGGAUCCCAACUGAGCAACGUGUGGAGUGCUGAAGGAUUUCUUAACUCAAAAUCAAUGCAUUACUCGGAAACGGCCAUGACUUCCACAAAUCGUACCCAUGCUUAUUUGUAUGAGCUUUAUUCCAAUAAUGUUAUCAUGUACAAGAUAGAAGUAUUCUGUUAUCGACUUCAUUCAUCCUUUUGGCAUUUGUGUAACAUAGAAGCUGACAAGAACAAGUUGUUCUAUGCCUUAAACUAUCGUUCCGAUGCUUUACUAGAAGAAGGUAUAGAAAGCAAGCGCAGAUUGUGCAUACGAAAUAAUGUUCUACUCGCCAUCGAAGAUGUGCACAGCGCUAUUGCAUCUGCUUCAACGGUGCGCUCUCUCCUUUGUACAGGUUAUUUCCAUGAAUAUCCAGUGCCCUUGUGUUUGGAACAUUUAAGGUUGCUCAGGGUGUUGCACGCUCUUUCUGUUAGAUUCUACGAGUUCCCAAUGGAAGUGGUGAAACUAGUCCAACUAAGAUGCCUUGCCCUCGUUUAUGAUAGAAACCUCCCUCCUUCCAUUUUCAAACUCUUGAACCUUCAGCACUUGAUUAUUCAUCGACAUCUAAGAAUCAUACAAUCUGUUGGGAAUUUGUCGUAUCUUCCUGUUGAAAUAUGGAAUAUGAAAGAAUUGAAGGAUCUUCAGAUCAAGGGAAGAGACCUACCGCAUCCUUGUCGUGACGGGUCUCUCCUACCAAACCUCUUAAAACUAGGCGGUGUCGGCCCUCAAAGUUGUACCAAAGACGUGCUUGAAAAAAUCCCUAAUCUGAAGGUGUUAUUAAUUAAUAUCGAACUGGCUCCCGAUUCUACACAUCCCUUGAGCUGCUUCGAUCACAUUUCCCAUCUCCAUGAACUAGAAGUACUAGAAUGCGACGUUGUGAAUCCUAUAUUGAACACAGAGGUUGUUACCCCAAUUGCUCCUCUUUCUAACUUCCCAUCGAGUCUUACAAUGUUAGGUUUGACCGGCUUAGGAUAUCCGUGGGAGGAAAUGAGAAAGAUUUCUUCGUUGCCGAAUCUUAGACAUCUGGUAUUGAAAUGCUACGCCUUUCGAGGCCCAAAGUGGGAGGUUCGUGACAACGAAUUCCCAAAGCUUUUAAACCUUCAAAUUGAAGACACUGAUCUGGAACAAUGGACGUUUCAAAACGACGAAUGCAUCCCUGCUAUUAAGCUUCUUCGCAUCGUACAUUGCUACAAGUUAAAAGAGAUUCCUCUCACAUUCGGUACGUCUCUUCAAAUUAUUAAUGUAGUCGACUGCAGCCCUAUGGCUGUGAAUUGUGCGAACAAGUUAAAACACGAUCGGGACGACAAAUAUGUUGAAGAUAAACAUUCAUUGGAUCUUUUUGUCCGUUCUUCAUGGGAUGAUCGGAACAUCAAGUCGUGA
Molecule: messenger RNA, 2697 nt
Organism: Erythranthe guttata (spotted monkey flower)
Lineage: Eukaryota; Viridiplantae; Streptophyta; Magnoliopsida; Lamiales; Phrymaceae
Product: putative late blight resistance protein homolog R1A-10
Biological process (GO): defense response to other organism
Molecular function (GO): ADP binding
Source: RefSeq, a predicted model, not a curated record